This is a messenger RNA of Tripterygium wilfordii, 2167 nucleotides long. Its product is annotated as general transcription and DNA repair factor IIH subunit TFB4-like. Gene Ontology annotation, cellular component: transcription factor TFIIH holo complex; transcription factor TFIIH core complex. The transcript is spliced from 9 exons. Gene Ontology annotation, biological process: nucleotide-excision repair; regulation of DNA-templated transcription. Lineage: Eukaryota; Viridiplantae; Streptophyta; Magnoliopsida; Celastrales; Celastraceae. The coding region runs from base 294 to 917 and encodes 207 amino acids. The record is from RefSeq and is a predicted model, not a curated record.
AUAUCUGUGGGCUUGUCUUUAGGGUGUCCACAAUCGCUAAUUUAGGGUGUCCACAAUCGCUAAUCCCCUUUACAAAAUUCAAUCAAUCAUCGACUUAAAAUAUAGGAUUUGAAGCUGGGAUGGUUCAAUGUUCUUGAAGAAUUCUCCAUUGAUUCGUUCCAUUAAAUACUAUACGGACUUGCGAGUGAGAUUGUCUAAAAAUCUCCCUGCCGAAGAAACAGUUCAUUGCUGGCGCAUUCUAAGAUAGCACUCUCAAAUCUCUACCCUUCUUAGACAAAAUCCAACCGUAGCUAAUGGCUUCAGCCCGAUCAAAAUUUUAUGCAGAUGAUGCUAGCCUUUUAAUGGUUCUAUUAGACACAAAUCCAUUCUUCUGGAGCACAUCAUCUCUUGCUUUCUCUCAGUUUCUCUCUCAUGUUCUUGCAUUUCUGAACUCGAUCUUGCUCUUAAAUCAACUUAACCAAGUGGUAGUUAUUGCCACGGGGUAUAGCUCCUGUGGGUAUAUAUAUGAUUCAUCUUCAGCGACAAAUAUGAGCAAUGAAAAUGGGAGAAUGCCAGCCCUCUAUUCCAGUUUGUUGUGGAGUUUGGAAGAGUUUCUAAACAAAGAUGAGAAAUUGAGUAAGAGAGAGCCUGAGGGGAAGAUUGCAUCUUCGCUGCUGUCUGGGUCACUUUCCUUAGCUCUUUGUUAUGUACAGAGGGUUUUCCGUUCUGGACCGCUCAAUCCACAGGCCCGAGGAUCUCCUGAUGGGCCAGAGCAGUAUGUUCAUUAUGAUAAUUUUUGCCAGUUACAGUUCAUUUUUAGCUUUCGCUCUAAAAAGGUUUUUUUUGACAGAUAUGUGGCAAUAAUGAAUGCAAUAUUCGCUGCACAACGUUCUACGGUACUAUCAUGCAUUCAGCACUUUGGCUGGGGGUUCCCAUAGAUUCUUGCUGUGUAGGUGUUCAUAAUUCUGCCUUCCUGCAACAGGUAAUGUUUUCUUACUUAUAAUUUUACUUGCACAAUUUGGUACUUGUUAUUAUGAAUCCUAGGCCUAUCUUGCUGAUCAUUUUUUGUGUGUACAAGUCAGGCUUCUUACAUAUAUAACAGGUGGUGUCUAUGUAAAGCCCCAACACUGGGAUGGAUUGUUUCAAUAUUUAUUAGUACGCUCUUAAAGUAGUUUGGAUAUGGAGAUUAUGUAGUUUGGUAAGCAAUACAUGUGCACAAAGCUCCCUAGUGGGCGGGGUCAGGGAUAGACAAGAUGUAUGUAUAUCUUACCCCCACAUAUUAUGUGAAGAGGCUAUUUUCAAGAAAUGAACUUGUGACCUCUAGGUUUCACCCCUACAACUCGACCACAUGUUCGCAUGUUACUCACUGUUAAAACCCUCUCAUAAAUCCUUGUGUGUCAUUCACUGUUCUCUCUUUUCCUUUUUGGUCACGAUGUUGAUUCCAAUCUUAUCGUAUUGUUACAUACAGACUGUUUUUGCUACUGAUUUGCAUUCACGCUGCUUUUUACAACUUCCAAGACCUGUUGGUGAUGAUUUCAGGGCCUCGUAAGUAGUCCGAACCAUUCUCAUGUUCUUUCAGGGCGUGGCUGCAAGUUCUGUUUUGGAUGGGUGUUUCUGUCAUAAAAGCACAAUUGACAUGGGCUACAUAUGUUCUGUUUGCUUGUCCAUAUUCUGUAAGCAUCACAAGAAAUGCUCAACCUGUGGGUCAGUGUUUGCCCAGGCCCUGGCCCAGGCCCAAUCAGAUGUUGCCUCAGCAUCCGAUCGGAAGAGAAAGAACCCAGAAGCAUGACACUGUUAAUGGUGCAGCUUUGAUACACAUAUUUUAGUGCUUAUGAUUUUGAUUUCAUUGUGGGAUUUGCUAAUUAGAUUGUUGUUGUACGGGCUACAGCUUAUCUUAUGUUGAACCUUUUGACCACCGGAGAAGGGUUGGAAAGUUUACUGCGAACUUCAUUGGACUCCUAGGCUUACCAGAGGCUUUGUGAACCGACUUGGUGCCUAGUUGAUGCGAUUAUCAAUUCUUUGCGUCAUGCAUCUAAGAACACUACACGUUUUGGAAAUUUUGGGUAGAAAAUAUUUACUUCGGCAAUGACAUAUAUCCAUAAGAUUUUUUUGUACAUAACCAUCCAUAAUGAUAUAUGUUAUCAUGCUUAGUAAAUAUGACACAUAGAUUAUGGAUUCUUAUAAAUUA